This is a messenger RNA of Triplophysa rosa, 759 nucleotides long. RefSeq lists its product as uncharacterized. The transcript has 4 exons. The record is from RefSeq and is a predicted model, not a curated record. Bases 82 to 759 code for a protein of 225 amino acids. Lineage: Eukaryota; Metazoa; Chordata; Actinopteri; Cypriniformes; Nemacheilidae.
AGAGAGAGAGAGAGAGAGAGAGAGACAGAGAGAGAGAGAGAGACAGAGAGAGAGAGAGAGAGAUGUGUGGUGUGAGGAGUAAUGUGUGUGUGUGCGUGCGUGCGUGCGUGCGUGUGUGUGUGUAGACUGUCAGAAAUGCAGGAGGAGUUGGUUUCCAUGGCAGCGUCAAAAAAGAGGCUCGAGAUGCAGAGGGAGGAGCUUGUGUCUCGGCUUCAGGGAAUGAUGCGCUCUCAUUGGGUGGAGGCUUUGAAGCUGUUGACCAAUCCAGGGCAGAUAGAGAAUAUGUUUGUACCUCCUCCUUUGUGGGAAGCUUCUAAAAUCUCCUGUCAUCUUGAAGACACAUCGAGCAGUGACACACACCUGCCAGGUGCACAGGCUGUUGUUCUGAAUCUGUCCAGAGAGAGAGAGAACGAGCGAGAGACACAUUCUCAUUCUGAUGUGUUAAACUACAGGCAUUCAUUUACACCUCUGGAGCCUGUGCUGGACCACACUCAUCUGACAGCUAUCAGUGACUGCAGUGCAUUGUGGGUCAGGCCUGUGAUUUCAGAGGAAGAAGGGAACAGCACAGAGAGAAAGAUGAAAGAGAGAAAACCCAGUCAAAGCAGAAACAAUCAAAGCCACGCCUUCACAGAGACAUGCACCAAUCCCAGCUCUAGCUCUGAUAGGGCUGACCAGAGGUGGCACUUCUGCAGUACUGUGCAUGUAGUGAGUCCAGAGAAGGCUCCGCCCACCAAAGAGGAAGCCCUGCCCUCUAUCUGA